AUGAGAGGUGUGAGCUAUGGAAAAAUUCCACAUGGGCAGAAUCAAACACUACAGUGCAACCCCGGCUAUGACGGCUACUUCUUAAUUCAAUGUGUGGAUGGCGAAGUCAUCCAUUUGGAGGGCAUGUGUCACAUGGAUUGCAUCGUGGGGACCAUCACAUCCAACACCAUCACACUGCCUCAUGUGGCCAUGAAGCAUGGAGAGAACACCACCGUGGAGUGCCCCAUCGAGACGCACACGGGGAAUAUCACCGUCCUGUGCGAUGAUGGACAGGCCAAGAUGGUGGAAGGCUUCUGCGGAUUGAAUUGCUCUGCCGGAUCGAUCCGUUCCAAUGGGGCACUGGUGCGAUAUCCGGGCAUACCGCACUACGAGCGACUGACACCUGGCAUGAUACUGGCACGAGUCGACAUGAUCGAGUUCCGCUGCUAUGACGGAAGUAUACGCUUCGACGGUGUGUGUGGGCGACAGUGCCCGGGAGGGAGAUUGUCGAAUAACGGUGCAACAGUCUUCUAUGGGAAUCUCAAUCAUUCGGAGGUGGCCAAUUUCAGCUGCGAGACCUUGUUCCAAAGCGAGCUCACCUUCUCAGGUCAGCUGGAAGUGGCCUGUUGGGAUGGUCGCGUGAGCAGCACUGGUGGCCAGUGCUUCCCCGACUGCUCUCGAGGUGAAAUCAACAACAACGGUGCCAGAAUUCUCGUGCCACCUUUGCUAGCCGGUGAGUCGAUCCUCACUCACUGUGAGCCGUCACAGGCCUAUGGCAUGGUGACAGUGAGCUGUUUGGAAGGCUUUCAGCGUGUCACCAGCGGUUCCUGUGGAGAUCCCUGUCCUGCGGGGCCCUUUUCCAAUGUGAACACGCGGCAUACGCCGAUUGAGCUGGAAGAGGUUUGGCACGACACCGGUGUGUGGAAGGACUGUCCGUUGGAUUUGAGCGGUCGAGUCUACAUCAAUUGCUUCGAUCGUAUCCUGCGGGUGCUCGAAGGGCAGUGCGGCGAGCGCUGUCCAGCGCAGCAGAUCACCAUGUCCGGUGGUCCUCGGUUGGAUCACGCAGAAACCUUUCUUCAACCUUGCCUGGAGCCAUACAGCAGCCACAUCAACUUGACCUGUUGCUUGGACGAAUUCUAUUUUGGCAAGAGCCCAUGGCAAGGGAUCGACGAAGGUCACUUCGGUGAUCUUUCGGUGACGAGCAACUGCCAGCUGGGCUGCUUCGCGGGGAGCUUCACAACUGCAAAACCACCCAGCGACGAGAUCCAGAUGUCGGGGCUUCAUGCCUUCAGUCUCGGUCAUUUGUGCCUGGGAGUGGAUUCGGUACCGAGCUGGUCGAGCGGGAAAGCAGCCUCGCGAAAGCCGCGGGUCCGGAGAGGGGAAGGUGUCAAUGGCACCAUGGAGCGUGACACAGGGGCUUGCCAUGCUCAUUGCUCUGCUGGACGCUUUCGGGGGCCGACGGAUUAUGCCAUCAACCACGAGGAGCUACUUGGCACCAUCGACACACAUGGCUGCGCGGCACUGCGUGGCACUGCGUGGCUGAAGCCGGUUCGUUUGGGGCACCCCAGCUUUCAAGACGGGUACACGCGACUUGACAAGAUGCCAGGCUUUUUGGGUACCUUGCGCCUUCGCUGCCUGGGCACAGUGGUCAUCGACAGUGGCGAGUGCAUGCGGAACUGCAUUGACGGAGUCUUCAGGGUUCGCGAUGGCAUCCUGAUGAACUACCAGGCCAUGGAGCACAACCAGCUCAGCAACGAGAUGACGCUCCGAGGGAGGAUUUGCCCGCGUGGCUACGUUGGCUCCAUUCGGCUGAGCUGCUUCGAUGGCAACGUCGGGCUGCAUUCGGGAAAGCCGCUUGGAAUGGAUGACAGGUCGAGGGAUGGUUCCAACAUUUCUGCGCCCUACAUCGAGCAUUUGCAGACGGCCUCACAGCAGUGCCCGAACAGCAUCCCCGGGCUCUUGGCUUUGCGUUGCCAGGAGACUCACCGUUUCGGAAGAAGUGGAAGGAGCGUGUGA
This is a messenger RNA of Durusdinium trenchii, 1995 nucleotides long. The record is from the annotation of a GenBank genome assembly. NCBI's taxonomy places the organism in Eukaryota, Dinophyceae, Suessiales, Symbiodiniaceae.